UGGCCCAGUUCUAAGGCAGGGAAUCUGCUGUCUGCUUCCUGCUGUGUGCAGUGUGGUGGCGAUGUGUUCCCAUAGGUGCCUUUUUCACCUUGCCAGGCGGUUGUUAUAGUUUACCUGGUAUGAUCUUCUAUGUAUAAACUCCCUAGCAGGACACACCUGUAUGACACAGCACGGAGGCAAACGGCAGCGGAGCUGACUUCCUGAUUAUGGAGUCUCCUGUCCACUUGCUGUUCUGCUUGCCUGGUUCUGGGGCUUCUUCAUCAGAGAAUGGGAAGGUAACAACUCAAUUCUUGAGAAUUAUUCUCAGCUGUGCUCUGUGCACUCUCUGUGGGUCAAGGCCUGAAGUGGACAGCUGUGUGGCAAUGGGAGAUGAGAGGGGUAUGACACGAAUGCUUUUGGAAUGCAAGCUCAGUGACAAGUUGUGUAUUAUCCAGGAGCAGCAGUAUGAAAUCAUCGUCAUCCCAGCCUUCCUGGUUGGCAUCUUCCUCAUCCUUCUUGGGGUCAUCCUGUGGCUUUUUAUCAGAGAACAAAGAGCCCAACGACGGUCUCCUGGACCCCAAGGUAACGUUCAAAAAGCAUCUGGGAAGCACUGCCCACUGCCUCCAUCGAGGGGCCUUAGCUGGGAAGAAGCAGGACAUGGAGGAAACAUGUUUGUACCACUAAAGGAGACAUCAGUGGAAAGCCUUCUACAGAUUUCCACACAUGCCCUGGCUAAGCUGCAGUUGCCUCGGGAACAAGUCUCUGAAGUUCUGCAGCAAAUCCACAAUGGUAGUUGUGGGCUCUAUCGAACCAAGGUAUAUAUUGGAGACCCUGCUAAGCCCAAGAGUGUUGUCGUCAAGGCUUUAAAAGAAUCAGCUGGGCUCCAAGAGGUACAGGAUUUCUUAGGGCGAAUCCAAUUCUAUCAGUAUCUGGGGAAGCACAAGAACCUGGUACAGCUGGAAGGAUGCUGCACAGAAAGGCUGCCACUCUACAUGGUGUUGGAGGAUGUGGCCCAGGGGGACCUGCUCAGCUUUCUGUGGAUCUGUCGCCGGGAUGUGAUGACCAUGGAUGGCCUUCCCUAUGACCUCACAGAAAAACAAAUAUAUCAUAUCGGGAAGCAGGUCCUUUCGGCUUUGGAAUUUCUCCAGGAUAAGCAUCUGUUCCACGGGGAUGUGGCAGCCAGGAAUGUCUUGAUCCAGGCUGAUCUCACUGCUAAGCUCUGUGGACUGGGCCUGGCUUAUGAAGUCCACUCCCGAGGGGCCAUUUCCUCUACUCGAGUCGUACCCCUCAAGUGGCUCGCCCCAGAACGGCUUCUGCUGACAUCAGCUAGCAUCAAAGGAGACAUUUGGUCCUUUGGGAUCCUGCUUUAUGAGAUGGUGACUCUAGGGGCACCUCCCUAUCCUGAAGUCCCUCCUACUAGCAUCCUACAGUAUCUCCAAAGAAGGAAAAUCAUGAAGAGACCCAGUAGCUGCACACACACAAUGUACGGCCUCAUGAAGUCCUGCUGGCAUUGGAGUGAGGGCAGCCGCCCCUCACUUGGAGAGCUACACUCACGCCUAGAAGCAGCUGCCCGAACUGCAAAUGACAAGGCUGUGUUGCAAGUACCAGAGUUGGUGGUGCCUGAACUAUAUGCAGCUGUGGCAGGUGUCAGCGUGCAGAGUCUCUCCUACAGCUAUAGUAUCCUUUGAAGAUCCUGGAGCAACAAGCUUCUUUUGAGAGAUCAUAUACUCUUGGAACCAAUUCCUCCAAGAACAGAGAAAAGACUUUCUAGUUGUACCUAGAACUAGGUCCUGGAUCCCUGGAUCCUGGAUCCUCCCCUACACACUUCCCUAGAUACCUGAAAUGAGGCUGGAUGAGGCUGCACACACCAUACACCCUGGAGAUGGAGAAAUAUGGUUUCAUUUCUGCUGUCGCAAUCCUGAAGGUGCAGGGUAGAUGGGGCGACAGUGUCACUGCAAGGGAGUUUUAUGAAUCUGUAAUGUUUUCUGCAGCAUGGCACGGAUAAGCUGGUCCCUCCGCCACAGGCUAAUUUCCUCUGAAACUAGCCUGAUGUUUUUUUCUGGACUAUUAUAAGGUCCAGAAAAUUGGAAUAAAAUGAGGGACUAGCAAGCUGAUAAAGAAGUUGAUGAGAAGAAAAUUAAAGGUUCUGUUUGCUCAGGAGUAUAGAUGAGAACCAAGGUCAUCCUUCAGAGAGAAGGCAGAGGAAGGACAUAUAGGUCUUCAGCCCUGGUGCCUUCAUGCAGGACGGGGGUGGGGGUGGGAACAUGAAGGAAGGCUGCUGAGUUCCCCGUGGGGGCAGAUAGGAGAAAUAUCAUCCCCCUUCUCUAAUUCUGAGACAGGUGAACCCUGCUCAUACUACUUUUAACAAGAAGCUGGAAGGGUCAUUUUAUGAUUAAGAACAUUUGAGAUGUAUCAUUCAUCGGAUGGCUUCUGGUCCCUAUGAGACUGGAGAGACUGAGCCCAGAAAGUCAGUUGGGACAGUGAUGAGUACACUGUGUAUGUAUUUAAUUAACGGGAAAUAUGGAAACCAAGCAAAAGUGCUUAGUAGGACGUCUUUAACAAGGGCUAGAAAAGGAUAUAAUCUGAGAUGGGAGGAUGGUAGGUUCUGCUUUUCAAUCAUCCAAUGAUGUACUGUGAAACUUAUUUCAUUAAAUUAAUAUUGAUGAAAGUAGGCUUUUCUAGUUGUAUGGUUGCCAAAAUCUCUACAUAGGAAGAAAUAAAUAGAUGGGAGUAAAUGUCAAUAGAAAAAUUCAAGAGACAAUCUACAUUGUCAGAAAAGGGAUUUUUCAUGUGUAAAAAGGGGUAAUACCUACCUCACAAGGUUGUUGCGAGGAUUGAAUGAGGAUAUGUAUUUGUACGGUAUCUGACACAUACUAUGUGCUCAAUAAAUGUUGAUUUCUUUACUCUCCCCC
Molecule: messenger RNA, 2891 nt
Organism: Sus scrofa (pig)
Lineage: Eukaryota; Metazoa; Chordata; Mammalia; Artiodactyla; Suidae
Source: RefSeq, a predicted model, not a curated record